CGUUCAGCUCUGGCCGUCCACAGUCCGAGGCGCGGGUUAGGAAGUUCGUGUCAGCGCUGCCUGAGCUCGUCCCCUGGAAGUCCGGGUCUCCCCAGGCCUCCACCCGCCGGUUCCCAUCGUGACCUCGAGCCGCAGCGCGAGGGGAGCGCUCGGACGCGCCGGGUGUGGUUCGGGAAAGGGGUUGUGCCGCACGCGGGCUGCGUGCUGUGCCCACACAAAAGGUUCCGGGCGCGCAGGAGGGAAGAGGCAGUGCCCGCCACUCCCACUGAGAUUGAGAGACGCGGCAAGGAGGCAGCCUGUGGAGGAGCUGGGGAGGAUUUAGGAACGCACCGUGCACAUGCUUGGUGGCCUUGUUAAGUGGAAACUGCUGCUUUAGGGUUUGUUUGGAAGGUCCGGGUGACUCAUCCCAACAUUUACAUCAUUAAUUGUUAAAGCUCUGCCUCCCAGCGCGCGCAUCCUGAGAUCCUGAGCCUUUGGUUAAGACCGAGCUCUAUUAAGCUGAGUGAGUAAAUGAAAGAUAAAAACUCUCCAGAUGUCUUCCAGUAAUGUCGAAGUUUUUAUCCCAAUGUCACAAGGAAACACCAAUGGCUUCCCCGCGACAACUUCCAAUGACCUGAAGGCAUUUACUGAAGGAGCUGUGUUAAGUUUUCAUAACAUCUGCUAUCGAGUAAAAGUGAAGAGUGGCUUUCUACCUUGUCGAAAACCAGUUGAGAAAGAAAUAUUAUCAAAUAUCAAUGGGAUCAUGAAACCUGGUCUCAACGCCAUCCUGGGACCCACAGGUGGAGGCAAAUCUUCGUUAUUAGAUGUCUUAGCUGCAAGGAAAGAUCCAAGUGGAUUAUCUGGAGAUGUUCUGAUAAAUGGAGCACCGCGACCUGCCAAUUUCAAAUGUAAUUCAGGUUACGUGGUACAAGAUGAUGUUGUGAUGGGCACUCUGACGGUGAGAGAAAACUUACAGUUCUCAGCAGCUCUUCGGCUUCCAACAACUAUGACGAAUCAUGAAAAAAACGAACGGAUUAACAGGGUCAUUCAAGAGUUAGGUCUGGAUAAAGUGGCAGACUCCAAGGUUGGAACUCAGUUUAUCCGUGGUGUGUCUGGAGGAGAAAGAAAAAGGACUAGUAUAGGAAUGGAGCUUAUCACUGAUCCUUCCAUCUUGUUCUUGGAUGAGCCUACAACUGGCUUAGACUCAAGCACAGCAAAUGCUGUCCUUUUGCUCCUGAAAAGGAUGUCUAAGCAGGGACGAACAAUCAUCUUCUCCAUUCAUCAGCCUCGAUAUUCCAUCUUCAAGUUGUUUGAUAGCCUCACCUUAUUGGCCUCAGGAAGACUUAUGUUCCAUGGGCCUGCUCAGGAGGCCUUGGGAUACUUUGAAUCAGCUGGUUAUCACUGUGAGGCCUAUAAUAACCCUGCAGACUUCUUCUUGGACAUCAUUAAUGGAGAUUCCACUGCUGUGGCAUUAAACAGAGAAGAAGACUUUAAAGCCACGGAGAUCAUAGAGCCUUCCAAGCAGGAUAAGCCACUCAUAGAAAAAUUAGCGGAGAUUUACAUCAACUCCUCCUUCUACAAAGAGACAAAAGCUGAAUUACAUCAACUUUACGGGAGUGAGAAGAAGAAGAAGAUCACAGUCUUCAAGGAGAUCAGCUACACCACCUCCUUCUGUCAUCAACUCAGAUGGGUUUCCAAGCGUUCAUUCAAAAACUUGCUGGGUAAUCCCCAGGCCUCUAUAGCUCAGAUCAUUGUCACAGUCAUACUGGGACUGGUUAUAGGUGCCAUUUACUUUGGGCUAAAAAAUGAUUCUACUGGAAUCCAGAACAGAGCCGGGGUUCUCUUCUUCCUGACGACCAACCAGUGUUUCAGCAGCGUGUCGGCCGUGGAACUCUUUGUGGUAGAGAAGAAGCUCUUCAUACAUGAAUACAUCAGCGGAUACUACAGAGUGUCAUCUUAUUUCCUUGGAAAACUGUUAUCUGAUUUAUUACCCAUGAGGAUGUUACCAAGUAUUAUAUUUACCUGUAUAGUGUACUUCAUGUUAGGAUUGAAGCCAAAGGCAGAUGCCUUCUUCCUUAUGAUGUUUACCCUUAUGAUGGUGGCUUAUUCGGCCAGUUCCAUGGCACUGGCCAUAGCAGCAGGUCAGAGUGUGGUUUCUGUAGCAACACUUCUCAUGACCAUCUGUUUUGUGUUUAUGAUGAUUUUUUCAGGCCUGUUGGUCAAUCUCACAACCAUUGCAUCUUGGCUCUCAUGGCUUCAGUACUUCAGCAUUCCACGAUAUGGAUUUACGGCUUUGCAGUAUAAUGAAUUUUUGGGACAAAACUUCUGCCCAGGACUCAAUGCAACAGUAAACGAUACUUGUAACUAUGCAACAUGUACUGGCGAAGAAUAUUUGGCAAACCAGGGCAUCGAUCUCUCACCCUGGGGCUUGUGGAAGAAUCACGUGGCCUUGGCUUGUAUGAUUGUUAUUUUCCUCACAAUUGCCUACCUGAAAUUGUUAUUUCUUAAAAAAUAUUCUUAAAUUUCCCCUUAAUUCAGUAUGAUUUAUCCUCACAUAAAAAAGAAGCACUUUGUUUGAAGUAUUCAGUCAAGUUUUUUGUUGUUUUCUGUUCCCUUGCCAUCACACUGUUGCACAACAGCAAUUGUUUUAAAGAGAUACAUUUUUAGAAAUCACAACAAACUGAAUUAAACAUGAAAGAACCCAAGAUAUCAUGUAUCGCAUAUUAGUUUAUCUCCUCAGACAGUAACCAUGGGGAAGAAAUCUGGUCUAACUUAUUAAUCUAAAAAAGGAGAAUUGAAUUCUGGAAACUCCUGACAAGUUAUUACUGUCUCUGGCAUUUGUUUCCUCAUCUUUAAAAUGAAUAGGUAGGUUAGUAGCCCUUCAGUCUUAAUACUUUAUGAUGCUAUGGUUUGCCAUUAUUUAAUAAAUGACAAAUGUAUUAAUGCUAUACUGGAAAUGUAAAAUUGAAAAUAUGUUGGAAAAACGAUCCUGUCUUAUAGGGUAAAAAAAGCCACCGUGAUAGAAAAAAAAUCUUUUUGAUAAGCACAUUAAAGUUAAUAGAACUUACUGAUAUUUCUCUCUAGUGGUAUAAUAUCUCAGGAAUCUUGGCUGAGGGUUUGGAACUGUAGGUAGAGUAGGGGGCUGGGAGUCCAGUAAUAGAAUUCUUGCACCAUUUCUGGAACAUUCUAGCUCUGGAAGGUCACGUAACCUUCUUGGGGUAGUUCAGUGGUUUAUAAUCCAGGUGUGUGUCAGAAUCAUCUGAGGAACUUUGCUAAAAUACAAAAGUCUGGCCUAAGUAUCUCCAGCUCUACCUUCAUAAAGGAAUCUGACCACUCCUGGAUUUGGUAAUUUCCAAGCUCUGAAAAUUUUACUUGGGAUUUAAUAACUAUUACAUCUGUCCCUGCGUAGGUUUUCUUUCCUACUUAUAUACCUUAUUUCUAUAUGUUUUCUUCAUUCUAACCUUCAUCAGUAAUAGGGAAAUGUUUUAAUUUUUUUUUUUUAGUUGAAGGGUAAUGUACCAAAAAAUAUAGUUCAGUGAAUUAAAAUGAAUACACAUGUGCAACCACCAAUGCAGGUCAAGAAAUAGACGAUUGUAGCCCACAAAAGCCCACUCAGCCACUCUCCCAGUCACUACUUCCUUCCUUACCCCUGGGUUAUUUUUGAAAUGACACUUGAUGUAUUCCCCUCUGUCGCUGUUAUGAGAUCAUUGCUACAGCCAAGUGUUGUGUUUCUGUGUGCAUAGGUUGAUACUUAAUUAUCUCCCCACUUUUUAAUAAACUUGUAAUUUGGAAAUAA
This is a messenger RNA of Nomascus leucogenys (northern white-cheeked gibbon), 3775 nucleotides long. It is a transcript of the gene ABCG2, whose product is annotated as ATP binding cassette subfamily G member 2 (Junior blood group). The record is from RefSeq and is a predicted model, not a curated record. The transcript has 16 exons. Gene Ontology annotation, cellular component: plasma membrane. Gene Ontology annotation, molecular function: ATP hydrolysis activity; ATP binding; ABC-type transporter activity. NCBI's taxonomy places the organism in Eukaryota, Metazoa, Chordata, Mammalia, Primates, Hylobatidae. Bases 533 to 2500 code for a protein of 655 amino acids.